ACCACAGUCCACAGCCUUCCGCCGUGUCGUCCUCGCAGGCUCGCGCAGUCGCUGCCACAUCUCUCCUCGUGCAAACUCCUGUGUGGCUGGCUUCUGCUGGGCUGCCGCCUCCUCGUCCGCAUCUCUCCCCGCCGUUGCCGUCGUCCGCCGCGGCCGCAGCGCUGGGAGGGGAUCGCCGGGCAGCGGCGCGAGGCGGGGGAGGAGGAGCCGCGGUUUCGUCGCCCGGAUGGCGGCGGGGCGAUGACGCGGGCGGCGGGAGCAGGGUGUUGGGAUGCGGACGAUCUGCGAUGUGUGCGAGGGCGCGCCGGCGGUGCUCUUCUGCGCGGCCGACGAGGCCGCGCUCUGCCGGGCCUGCGACGAGAAGGUACACAUGUGUAACAAGCUUGCUAGUCGGCAUGUGAGAGUUGGACUUGCAAACUCUAAUAAACUUGCCCGUUGUGAUAUAUGUGAAAGUUUUCCUGCUUUCUUCCACUGUGAGAUAGAUGGCACCUCACUUUGCCUGAGCUGUGACAUGACUGUUCAUGUUGGUGGCAAACGAACACAUGGAAGAUACCUGCUCCUAAGGCAAAGUGUUGAAUUUCCAGGAGAUAAGCUAGGCCAUAUGGAUGAUGACCGGCACGACUACCGUGACGCGCUGGCCAAGUCCAUCCUCUUCUUCGAGGGCCAGCGCUCGGGGCGGCUCCCGCCGGGCCAGCGCGCGUCGUGGCGCGGGGACUCCGGCGUGUCGGACGGCGCCGCGGCCGGGGUCGACCUGGAGGGCGGGUACUACGAUGCCGGCGACAACGUCAAGUUCGGCUUCCCCAUGGCGUUCACCACCACCAUGCUGGCCUGGAGCGUCAUCGAGUUCGGCGACGACAUGCCGCGCGACGAGCGCCGCCACGCCGCCGGUGCCGUCCGCUGGGCCACCGACUACCUCCUCAAGACCCUCGCCCACCCCGGCGUCAUCUUUCUGCAGGUGGGCGAUCCGUGGAAGGAUCACGACUGCUGGGAGAGGCCGGAGGACAUGGACACGGAGCGCACGGUGUACAACGUCAGCGCGGGGCGGCCGGGCUCGGACAUCGCGGCGGAGACGGCAGCGGCAUUGGCGGCGGCGUCCAUGGUGUUCCGCGACGCCGACCCGGAGUACGCCGAGACGCUGCUCGCGAGCGCGAGGAAGGCGUUCGAGUUCGCGGACACGUACAAGGGCGCGUACAGCGACGACCCAGACCUCAGGGCAGGGGGCUGCCCAUUCUACUGCGACUUCAAUGGCUACCAGGAUGAGCUACUGUGGGGGGCGGCAUGGCUAAGGAGAGCCUCCAAGGAUGACACAUUCCUCCAGUACAUUCAGAACAACGGCAAGACCCUCGGUGCAGAAGACAGCAGCAACGAGUUCGGGUGGGACAACAAGCAUGCCGGCCUCAAUGUUCUUGUUUCCAAGGAGUUCAUAGAAGGCGAGGUGCUAUCUUUGCAGUCCUACAAGGAGUUUGCAGACAGCUUCGUUUGCACGCUCAUCCCAGAGUCCUCUUCACCACACAUCACGUACACCCCUGGGGGCAUGCUCUACAAGCCUGGAGGCAGCAACAUGCAGCAUGUCACCGCCAUCUCCUUCCUUCUCCUGACAUACGCCAAGUAUCUCUCCAGAUCAUCUCACACUGUCAACUGUGGAGACAUUUCAGUUGGCCCUGUAACUCUUCAGCGGCAAGCCAAAAAGCAGGUUGACUAUCUGUUAGGAGACAACCCAAUGAAAAUGUCUUACAUGAUUGGGUACGGUGACCGAUACCCCCAACGGAUCCAUCACCGAGGAUCUUCGUUGCCUUCGAUCAAGGACCAUCCGCAGCGGAUUGCGUGCAAAGAAGGCACGCCGUAUUACAAUUCGUCCGGCCCAAACCCUAACCCGUUGAUCGGAGCGGUUGUAGGAGGGCCAGGGGAGGACGAUGCCUAUGAGGAUGACCGUGCAGAUUUCAGGAAAUCGGAACCCACCACCUAUAUCAACGCUCCGUUAGUGGGAGUGCUGGCAUUCCUUGUUGGCAACCCUAACCCUGGUCAUAUCAGACAUUGAGCUUCAGAAGUCAGU
Panicum hallii is the source of this 2053-nucleotide messenger RNA. Its product is annotated as endoglucanase 23-like. Gene Ontology annotation, biological process: carbohydrate metabolic process. The record is from RefSeq and is a predicted model, not a curated record. Gene Ontology annotation, molecular function: hydrolase activity, hydrolyzing O-glycosyl compounds; zinc ion binding. Lineage: Eukaryota; Viridiplantae; Streptophyta; Magnoliopsida; Poales; Poaceae. Bases 272 to 2038 code for a protein of 588 amino acids. The transcript is spliced from 9 exons.